Messenger RNA from Chanos chanos (milkfish), 1584 nucleotides. RefSeq names its product eukaryotic translation termination factor 1a (gene etf1a). Gene Ontology annotation, biological process: translational termination. Gene Ontology annotation, molecular function: translation release factor activity. The transcript is spliced from 11 exons. The record is from RefSeq and is a predicted model, not a curated record. Bases 160 to 1491 code for a protein of 443 amino acids. Lineage: Eukaryota; Metazoa; Chordata; Actinopteri; Gonorynchiformes; Chanidae.
GGCAGAGAAAGAGAAGAGAGAUACAGUGAGAGAGAGGGAGAGAGAGGCAACGUCACAUUGUAGCAGGCAACCGAAACAACAAGUGCGGCGGCCGUAGCGCAGAAGUGAACGUGAGAGGAGCGGUGGAGCCUGAGGCAGGUGCCGAUUACAGCAGGGAAGAUGGCGGACGACCCGAGCGCAGCGGACAGAAACGUGGAGAUAUGGAAAAUCAAGAAGCUGAUUAAAAGUUUGGAGGCAGCCCGAGGUAACGGGACCAGUAUGAUUUCGCUGAUCAUUCCUCCAAAGGAUCAGAUCUCCAGAGUGGCAAAGAUGUUGGCUGAUGAGUUUGGAACUGCUUCCAAUAUCAAAAGCAGAGUUAACCGCCUGUCUGUUCUGGGAGCCAUCACCUCAGUACAGCAGAGACUCAAACUCUAUAACAAAGUGCCCCCUAAUGGUCUAGUGGUGUAUUGCGGGACCAUUGUAACGGAGGAAGGGAAAGAGAAGAAAGUCAAUAUUGACUUUGAACCUUUCAAACCCAUUAAUACCUCUCUAUAUCUCUGUGACAACAAAUUUCACACUGAGGCUCUGACGGCACUGUUGUCUGAUGACAGUAAAUUUGGUUUUAUUGUGAUUGAUGGGAGCGGAGCUCUGUUUGGGACCUUACAGGGGAACACCAGAGAAGUGCUUCAUAAGUUUACUGUCGACUUGCCCAAAAAGCAUGGUAGAGGAGGACAGUCUGCUCUGCGUUUUGCUCGUUUAAGGAUGGAAAAGAGACAUAAUUAUGUGAGGAAGGUUGCGGAGACGGCCGUACAGCUCUUCGUCUCCAACGAUAAAGUCAAUGUGGCAGGAAUGGUGUUGGCAGGAUCUGCGGACUUCAAAACAGAACUCAGUCAGUCUGACAUGUUUGACCCGAGGUUACAGGCAAAAGUGCUGAAGUUGGUGGAUAUUUCAUACGGUGGAGAGAACGGAUUUAAUCAGGCGAUUGAGCUCUCUGCGGAAGUGCUGUCCAAUGUCAAAUUCAUCCAAGAGAAGAAACUUAUAGGGAGGUAUUUUGAUGAGAUCAGUCAGGAUACGGGGAAGUAUUGUUUUGGUGUGGAGGACACACUGAAGGCUCUAGAGAUGGGAGCAGUGGAGAUUUUAAUCGUCUAUGAGAACCUGGACACUAUGAGAUACAUCCUACGAGUGCACGGGGCAGAAGGCAACGGAGCAGAGAACGAUGAGAAGAUCAUUUAUCUGACGCCAGAACAAGAGAAAGACAAGUCUCACUUCACAGAUAAGGAGACUGGACAAGAGCAUGAGCUCAUAGACUGUAUGCCCCUGCUGGAGUGGUUUGCUAAUAACUAUAAGAAGUUUGGAGCCACACUGGAGAUCGUCACGGAUAAGAGUCAGGAGGGGUCACAGUUUGUGAAAGGCUUCGGAGGCAUCGGGGGCAUUCUGCGGUACAGGGUUGAUUUCCAGGGCAUGGAGUAUCAGGGGGAUGACGAUGAGUUCUUUGAUUUGGAUGACUACUAGGUAGUCUGGGACUGAACCAUGGGAGAAAAAGAAAACAAAAAAGAGUGAAUGAAGAAAAACAGAAAGAAAUCAGUCUCUCUUUUGCAGGGAGAG